This is a messenger RNA of Vicugna pacos (alpaca), 1924 nucleotides long. The record is from RefSeq and is a predicted model, not a curated record. NCBI's taxonomy places the organism in Eukaryota, Metazoa, Chordata, Mammalia, Artiodactyla, Camelidae.
UUCCAUGGAUAGUAAGAGCUCCCUCUCUCCGUCACCCGCCGGCUUCCUGUUGGGGCCUCCUCCUCGGGGCGUCUCCUCCCCUGGCAGAGGAACCUGCGCCCGGGCUCUGCCCUGGCCGAGGCGGACAUGGGGCCCCUGCUGCUGCUGCUGCCCCUGCUGUGGGGGGGGUCCCUGCAGCAGCCUCCAGGGUACGGCCUCCAAGUGCAGGAGUCGGUGACGGUGCAGGAGUGCCUGGGCACCAACGUGACCUGCUCCUUCUCCUUCCCGGGGAGCCAGCGGUUCGCCCCCUCCAUCUACUGGUUCCGCCAAGGGGACGACAUACACAUCAGUGCUCCUGUGGCCACAAACGACCCGAGAAGACCAGCGAAGGCAGAGACCAAGGGCCGAUUCCACCUCCUCGGGGACCGCAGGGACGACUGCUCCCUGAGCAUCAGAGACGCCAGGAUGAGCGACUCGGGAACCUACUUCUUCCGAAUGGUCGCAGGUUAUCCUGAGAGAUACACUUACCCAAAUAAGCUGAACUUGCAGGUGACAGCCCUGACAGAGAAACCCGACAUCCACUUUCUGGAGCCUCUGGAGUCUGGCCGCCCCACGAGUCUGACCUGCAGCCUGCCAGUCGUCUGCGAUGGGGCAAGAUUUCUCUGGUUCUCCUGGGCGGGGGACACCCUUGAUGCGGUGGACCCAGAGACGCUCCACAGCUCGGUGCUCACCCUCACGCCGAGGCCCCAGGACCAUGGCACCAACCUGACCUGUCAGGUGAAACUCCAAGGAGGUCAGGGGACCACGCUGGAGAGGACCGUCCAGCUCAAUGUCUCCUAUGCUCCGUCGAACCUCAGCAUCAGCGUCUCCUUCAGAAACGUCACAGCCCUCAGGACUCUGCAAAACACCUCAGUCCUUCUCAUCUUGGAGGGCCAGGCUCUACAGCUGCUCUGUUCCCUCCCCACAGACCCCCCGCAGCUGUUGGGACCCUCCUGCUCCUGGGAGGACGGGGGUCUGCACUGCAGCUGCUCCUCCCGAGCCCAGCCGGCCCCCUCCCUGCGCUGGCGGCUGGGGGAGGGGCUGCUGGAGGGGACCUUCAGCAACACCUCCUUCGAAGUCACCUCCAGCUCUGCUGGGUCCUGGGCCAAUAGCUCCCUGAGGCUCACUGAGGGGCUCAGCUCCGGCCUCAGCCUCAGCUGUGAAGCCCUGAACGUCCACGGGGUUAAGAGCGCCACGGUCCUGCUGCUACCAGGAAAAUCAACAUCCCUGACAGGAGUGGCUCUUGGGGCUCUUGGAGGCGCUGGUGCCAUGGCCCUGCUGUCCCUAUGUCUGUGCCUUGUCUACUUUUGCAUAGUGAAAGCUGGCAGGAAGCAGGCAGCCAGGAGCCCAGAGAGCCCAGAUGAAGACCCCAUCAUGGGUACCGUUGGCUGGGGUUCCAGGCAAAAGUCCUGGCCAGACAGCCCCCCAGACCAGGCGCCAUCCGCUGUGGAGGAUGCCCCGCCCUCGGGGGAGCAGCAGGAACUCCAUUAUGCUUCGCUCAGCUUUCACGAUUUGAAGUCUCGAGAGCCUCAGGACCGGGAGGCCACCAGCAACACCGAGUACUCAGAGAUCAAAAUCAACAAAUGAGGAUUCGCCCAGAGCUCGGUCCUGGCUGGAGGAAUCACAGCCUCUGCGGGGGAAAGGAGAAGUCAGGGGCUAGUUGACGAAACCUUUGUGGCAAUAUUAGCAUUAACUACUGUGGGAGUGUCCCCAGGUAGAGCAGAAAGAAGACAGGUGAUAGGAUUAGAAAGACCUGGGCUCAAAGGCAGGUUCCAACACUUCCUAAGGCAUUGUGAUCAGGCAAUUCACUUCAUCUCCCUGUGUCUCAGUUUUCCGUUCUGUAAAUCAGAGAUUAUGUGUCCUACCUCAAAGUUGGGUGAGCAUUAAAGAAAUGAACGUGUGAAAA